UCGGUCACUUUUCUAUUCCAGUUCGAUCAUGGCUUUCAUCGUACGUCUGUCAACUCUGACCGUCCUCACAGCCCUUCUGACACAAUGCCUGUCCGUGGAUGAUGGUUAUUAUUCUUACACAGUCGCAAGGUGUAAAUCGGAUGACUUCAGGCUGAAACGUUAUGUCGACUCACCAAUCCCGCGACUUGCUAGCAAUUACCAUUCCCACAUGAGAAUGCUAAAAGAUGCCAGCGGUUUGGAUUCAAAGCUGAAGCCACCUAUGGUCAUGACGGGCAACAUGGCGGUCACAAUGCAGGCGGCUAAAACCACCACACCUCCAAAACAUUCAGAGUCGACGACGAACUUGAGCUCUACGGCUUCAAGUUCUGAUACUCCCGGCGUGACCGAGGAUUAUCCUCCGAUGGACGGCUAUCCGAGAGACGUUUCCAACAACAACGCGACGCUCGAGAAAAACAACAUAACCAGAAAACAAACAGAUGAGCAUUUGUACUAUAACAGUACAUUGUACAUCGACGACAAAUUGAGCAAACACUACUGGGUCGACAUGGAUAACAAGGAGGAGGAUGUAAUCGUCAACGAAAUGCUCUCAAAUAGUCAUCGCAGAGCUGUUACUGUUAAACUGAAGUUUGACUUUCCGUUCUACGGCCACUAUGUGAGGAACAUAUCGAUAGCGACGGGUGGUUUCAUCUAUACGGGAGACUACAUACAUUCGUGGCUCGCUGCAACUCAAUACAUAGCACCGUUGAUGGCCAACUUCGCCACGAACCUGACCAAGGACAGCUACGUCAAAUACAGGGACAACGGCACAGCAUUCACAGUCGAAUGGGAGAGGGUGUGGCUCCUGGACUUGAAACAGGCCGGGCCUUUCACAUUCCAAGUGACGCUGCUCGACAAUGGCGACAUAAUAUUCGUUUACAAGGAUAUUCCGAUAUCAGUCAACUCAAUUCACGACAAACAACACCCGGUCAAAGUUGGUCUCAGUGAUGCUUACAUCAUUGACCACAACACCAUUACCGCCCGUAAGAAAAUCAUCUACGAAUACCAUCAAGUCAAUUUUAAAGGGCCUGAAAUCAAAAACUGGACCGUCAUCUACAUAAAUGCCCUGCUGACUUGCCACUCGUUGACGUCGUGCCUGGCGUGCACCUCCGUCAAGACAGGCUUUGAUUGCAAGUGGUGUCCGGAGCUCAACAGAUGUUCAACCGGUUUCGACAGGAAACGGCAGGAAUGGGAGCGGAAAAGGUGCGACUCACAUGCCAUCCAGAAUCCCUCUGCUUGCAUGAAGAAGAAGAGUAAGUUAGUUCAUUUGAUGCCACAGAACACCAACAGCAGCAGUGUACAAGAGGAGGAUGUACAACAUGUAUUGAAACUUGCCAACGUAAUCGCCCAUCCACAAAAUGAGAAUGAACCGAAACUCGCCAAUGUAAUCGCCCAUCCACAAAAUCAACAUGUACAGAAACUCGCCAACGUAAUCACCCAUCCUCAAAAUAAUCAAAACGAUAAGGAAGAGUCGACCUCGAUGGUCCACACUGGCCUGCUGGGAACGUUGUUCUUCAUGCUGCUCACUCUGGGCGGCGCAGUCUGGGUUGUGUACGCAUACCGGAAUCCACAUACGCAGUCGGGCCAGUUCCUCAUCAAAUACCGUCCGAGCCAGUGGACGAGGAGGAGAGGCGAGGCCAGAUACACGGCUGCUUCUAUACACAUGUGAUCCGAUUUACGAAGAGUGUCUUUGGGAUAUUUUUGUCCGAAAUAUAUUACACCUCCAAAACAAACAAUUGCAGUAAGUGAAAGAAGAAACACGAUACCAAGAACAAAGAAGAUCAAUGUCACUUUUUUUCUUCUCUUUUUUUUUUAGUUUGUCAAAAGAGAGAAAGAAAAAACAACACUGUAAAUACACUUUUAUUUAUAUUAGGGGUAUUCACGAUGUUUGUAAGAUUUUAACUCUUGUUACUCGAAUAAAGAAAUGUCCAGUAAGAUCGUGAACGCCCCCUUCUUUUCUUAGUAUGUUAAACGUUAAUUUUUCCGCAAAGCUGUGCGUGGCGAUUGGUAGAACCAAAAAUAAAGCUAUAAGGUUUUGUUGAACAACCUUGAAGGUGUGUUGUUUGUUUUGGUUUUCUUUUUUGUUAAAUUGUAAGAUGCCAGAAGUUAAUAAAAAA
Cimex lectularius (bed bug) is the source of this 2153-nucleotide messenger RNA. RefSeq names its product plexin domain-containing protein 2. NCBI's taxonomy places the organism in Eukaryota, Metazoa, Arthropoda, Insecta, Hemiptera, Cimicidae. The transcript is spliced from 13 exons. The record is from RefSeq and is a predicted model, not a curated record. The coding region runs from base 29 to 1705 and encodes 558 amino acids.